GCUCGGACAUGGCCUCGCGAUGUUGUUAUCUUGCGCUGAAUCAUUUGGAAUGAGCGACAAGAGGUCGAGCGGCGAGGCGGUUUUUGGUUAUCGCGCAGUGUCGCUUUUGGUUAUGUCGGUCUUGUCCGAAGGGGGACGGCUCGCGACAUUUAUAAAGGCUGUGGUGGUAGCGUCGUGGUGGAUUCCAAAUCACUUGUUCACUCGCGCACUUGUCGUCGCCGACACUACAGCCUGCACUGCUGCAGCGUGCAGCGCUGCAGCAGCCGACGCACGAUGCCUCGAAGACAGGUCGGUGCCGUUGUCGUGCCGAGAAGACAGCUACGCUCGUUCGCUUCAAUCUGCCCCUACAGUGUCCACUGCAGCAGCAGCAUGGUCACCGAGCCAUGUCCCCCAGACUGACUCACCCAUGCUCACGCUCACCCGCUCACGUCACGUUAUCCAGCCAGCAGCUCGGAUGGUUUUGUGCGCUGUGAUGGAUGCAGCCGGCGACCGAGGUUUUGACUCGACCAACCCGUCCCGAGUCCCGGCGCGCAGCCCAGCCCAGCCGGCAACAUUCGCGGCCGUGCAAGCCGACCGAUGAUGCAGCGGUCCGUCCACUGUGUGAUUUUUUGUGAUUCCACGCUCGUUCGAGCUCCUUCGUUACGACUUAACAACCACACAGCGACAUGCACCAAUGUCCCACACCGCCAUGUCCUCAACAGCCACGACGACCGCAAUCGAGCUAGGCGAGAUGGAGGGCUCGCGCUCGCCGUACGCCAUGGCGCCUGCCGGGGCGGACACGCCGCUCGAGCCGUCCGCCGCGCCGUCGUUACACGGCAGCGACAGCGCCCCAGGCGACCGCGAGCUCGCGGCCUUGGCGCCAGCCGACAAGGGCGCCCAGGCAUGGCUCUUCCUCUUCGGCGCGACGGUCAUCGAGACGACGGUCUGGGGGCUGCUCAACGCCGUCGGCGUGCUGCAAAACUACUGGAUGACUGAGCGGUUCCGGGGGCACGACUCGACGGUGACGCUCGCUGCGUCGCUGAUGAACGGUCUAUCGUUCAUGAGCGUCGGCGUGUUCGGGCCCCUGUUCGCCGCGUUCCCGCGGCACACGAAGAUGAUCCAGACUGCCGGACUGAUCGUGUCGAGCAUCGGGCUGAUCAGCUCGGCGUUUGUCAACAGCCCCACGCAGCUCAUCGGCACCCUCGGCAUCCUGUACCCCUGCGCCGCGGCGCUGUACCUCCCUGCUGCGACGCUCGUGUACGAGUGGUUCCAUGUCCGCCGAGGGCUGGCGAGCGGCAUCAUGUUCGCGGGCACCGGCGUCGGCGGCACCGUCUUCCCGUUCAUCCUCGACGGCCUGCUCAACAAGUUCGGAUACAAAGCCGCAAUGGUCUCCCUCGGCCUGGGCUUCUUCGCCAUCAACGCCGCCUGCCUCGUCUUCAUCCGCCGCCGUAUCCCCCUCGCGCCAGAGAUGGGCCGCAGGCCGAGCCUCAACUACCGCAUCUUCACGACCUGGGCGUUCUGGUGCGGAUUCAUCGUGCUCCUCCUCACCUCCAUGGGCAACUUCAACCCGACGCUGUGGAUCCCAGCGUUCGCGGACAACGUCGGCGUCCACAAGCCCAACGGCGUUGCCAUCGUCUCGAUCAUGAACGCCGCUUCAGUGUUCGGCAACGCGCUCAUCGGCUACCUCUCCGACCACGUCCGCACCAAGAUCAUGUGCGUGGCAGUGUGCACCAUCGGCGCGGUCGCCGUGCUGGUCGCCUGGGGCUUCGGCACGAGCGCGGCCCCGCUCGUCCUCUUCGCCAUCGUGUGGGGCAUGAGCGCGCUGUGCUUCGUCAGCCUGUGGAGCAAGAUCAUCACCCGGAUAUGCAAGGACGACCCCAUGCUCCCCAUGCUUGUGUUCUCCGUGUUUGCCGUGCUCCGCGGCGUCGGCAACGUCACCAGCGGGCCCAUCUCCACCCGCCUGCUUGAGACCAGCGCGUUCAAGGGGGCCGCGGGCGCGUUCGGGUCAACGAACUUUGGCGCGGUACUCAUCUACACGGCCGCGACGACCUUCCUCGGCGGCGCUGUCGGCGCAUUUUUCCCGGCCUGACGAGGCAGGCACAGCCUCGUCGCGACGACGGCGCGCCGCUCCUCCCAACAUAGACUAGAUUUCAAAGGAGCGGGCAACAGACAAUGCAUA
This is a messenger RNA of Vanrija pseudolonga, 2158 nucleotides long. RefSeq names its product MFS transporter asaE. Bases 674 to 2068 code for a protein of 464 amino acids. The transcript has 5 exons. NCBI's taxonomy places the organism in Eukaryota, Fungi, Basidiomycota, Tremellomycetes, Trichosporonales, Trichosporonaceae. Gene Ontology annotation, cellular component: membrane. Gene Ontology annotation, molecular function: transmembrane transporter activity. Gene Ontology annotation, biological process: transmembrane transport. The record is from RefSeq and is a predicted model, not a curated record.